This is a messenger RNA of Oncorhynchus kisutch (coho salmon), 5854 nucleotides long. Its product is annotated as NMDA receptor synaptonuclear signaling and neuronal migration factor. Lineage: Eukaryota; Metazoa; Chordata; Actinopteri; Salmoniformes; Salmonidae. Bases 326 to 2143 code for a protein of 605 amino acids. The transcript has 15 exons. The record is from RefSeq and is a predicted model, not a curated record. Gene Ontology annotation, biological process: regulation of neuron migration; regulation of neuronal synaptic plasticity.
AUCAAUGAAGAGAGCAUGAGAGAGAGAGAGAGCGAGAGAGAGAGAGAGAGAGCGUCACAGUGUUUUCGUUCAGUACACGUUACCUCACACGCACUCUGAAGACACAGCAGCGAGAAAGGGCACCCGUAUCUAUCCGUUGCAUUACUAGCUGGUUUCUUUCAGAGAGAGCUCUGCAGACGUGAAAAUACCACGAUUCCUGCCGAAGAGGAACUCUCGCCAGUUGCCACAGUCUUUCCUGGAUUCCCUUCAACCUUCUCGCCGCAUUUCUCCAUCCUAGGUUUUCUGGAAUGAGCUGUUUUCCUGCUUGCGUCGUUUCCAUGUCAGCAUGGGAACUGCCGUGUCCAAAAGGAAGAAUAUAAGAAACGAUGCGACAUCUUCCGUGGCAGCAAAAGUUAGAGCAGCGCGAGCGUUUGGAGAGUACCUGUCCCACACACACCCUGAGAACCGAAACGGCUCAGCCCAUCUCCUGUCUGACACGUUUGUGGGCCCAGACUCCCCUGGCGGUGUCCGUCACCACAACAACAACUAUCCAUACCCCCACAGGGGCUCUCCGGCCUCCCCUGAGUCCAGCCUGGUGAAGCAUCCGCUGGACCACCUCCAGCCCCCGCCCGCCUCCAUCACCACCACCAAGACCCGCCUGUCUCUGGAGCGCAGCUUCUCGGCUGAGGAGGACCAGCAGAAGUGUGUGGAGUGCGCCCUGCAGCCCGCCCGCGUCUACACCAUCACCGGAGAGCACGGUAUGCUGGGUAGCAACCGGGGCAGCAAGGAGAGCCUGGAGCUGGAGCUGCUGAAGGGGGCGUCGCCCCUGGUCCAGCCCUCCACCUCCCCCUCCUCCACCUCCUCCUCCUCACCCACCCAGCACCACCUCCGUCACGGUCACCGCAGCAACACUCACCGCGAUGACGGGAGCCAUCGUCACGGCAACCCCGUGGCCGGCGGCAGUGGCAGCAACCAUCACACUCUGAAUGUUUCCGGUGGGGGAGCCUCCCACCAUGGCCACCAUGGCAGCCACCACCAUCUAUCCCAGCAGCCUCUGUCGAGCUCGGUCAGCGCGCAAAACAUCCGCAGCUGGGGCGAGGGGGGCAAGGGGGACUCACGGGAGGACUGCAGCCUCAAUGUGGUCUUGGACUCUAGUGGGGCCCCGUCCCGUAGCCAGGGCUCCCUGGAUCUAGAGAGCUCCCGCGAGGCAGGCAAGCAACACAGGCGCCUAGAGAGGAUGUGCAGUGUGGACCGGAUGACUGGGCUGGAGAGAGAGGACAACAACUGGUACCCAAAAGACAAUAUGUUUAGCUUUCAGACUGCUACUACCACCAUGCAGGCGAUAUCGAACUUCCGGAAGCAUCUCAGAAUGGUGGGCAGCAGGAGGAUGAAGGCACAGACAUUUGCCGAGCGUAGAGCGAUGAGUUUCAACCGCUCCUGGAGUGACCCCACCCCUGUCAAGAAUGACUCUCCACAUGACCCCAGAGACAGUGGGGACCUGCCUGCCUCGUGUGGGACCCUGGAUGAGGGGGAGCGUGAGGAGCUAGACUGGGAGGAGGAGAGGGAGAUGGAGAGACUUGCCUGUGAGGGAGAUGACUUCAUCCCACCCAAAAUCAUGCUGAUCUCCUCCAAAGUCCCCAAGGCGGAGUACGUUCCCACCAUCAUCCGCAGGGAUGACCCCUCAAUCAUCCCUAUCCUCUAUGACCAUGAACAUGCUACGUUUGAUGAUAUCCUCGAGGAGAUUGAGAAGAAGCUAACAGCCUACAGGAGAGGCAGCAGAAUCUGGAGGAUGCUCAUCUUCUGUCAGGGAGGUCCAGGGCAUCUGUACCUGUUGAAGAAUAAAGUGGCCACAUUCGCCAAGGUGGAGAAAGAAGAGGACAUGAGCCAGUUCUGGAGGAGGCUGAGUCGGUUUAUGAGCAAAGUGAACCCUGAACCCAACCUCAUCCACAUUAUGGGCUGCUACGUCCUGGGAAACCCCAAUGGAGAGAAGCUGUUCCAGAAGUUGAAGAACCUGAUGAGGCCUUACUCCAUCGAAUUCGAGUCGCCACUGGAGCUGUCUGCGCAGGGAAAAGAGAUGAUUGAGAUGUACUUUGACUUCCGUCUCUUCCGCCUGUGGAAAACUCGCCAGCACUCUAAACUCCUGGACUACGAGGAUCUUUUAUGACGGGGCUCCAAGUCAAGUCCGUCCUGUAGCAUACAUGCAGUCUAUACUGGGACAGGAGGACCUACUGAACACCACUGCUCAACUCAACCCUACUGCUCAGCCCCACUGUAACAUCUAUCACACCUGCUUUCAUCCAGGAGAGGACUGGGAGAGGGGGGUGAUGAAGAGGAGGACGAAGAGAAGAGGGACAGGAGUGAUAGAGAGGUCGAGGGGGAGGCGAGGGGUGACAUGGCCGCUGUCAUGGUGCUGUGUGUUAUUUAUUUCAACCCGCCUCUUCACCGCCUUCGCAACCACUAAGGUUCGAGGGUCAAAAAGAGAGACACCCAAGCAGAAGGGAUGCUAGAAGGACAACAAGACCUGAAGAUGGAGAGAAAGAAGAACGGGAGAGAGAUCUUCUGUGCUCUUGCUCUCUCCCUUUAUGAAACGAGGAACAAAAACAUGUAUUAUCAUGUUUGAGGUGCUCAUAGCACUUUAAAGGACAAUUGUCUGGUUCUGUUCUGGUUGGACCUCUCAGAGAAAUCCGGAUUGGAAAAGCAAAAAUUCUAUCCAUAUGUAGGUGUGUAUGUACAGUGGGGCAAAAAAGUAUUUAGUCAGCCACCAAUUGUGCAAGUUCUCCCACUUAAAAAGAUGAGAGAGGCCUGUAAUUUUCAUCAUAGGUACACUUCAACUAUGACAGACAAAAUGAGAAAAAAAAUCCAGUGUACACAUCACAUGAAUAUAUUCUAGCUCUAGUCAUGCAAAUUCUCACUCUAAGAAUAUGAUGCAUUAGUUAUGUUUGCUGUUUCUUCUGAACUCUCCUCAAUAACUCAGGUUAGGUUUGUUUGAUCCCCUGGUGCACCAGAUAUUGUAAUCCUCAUUGCCAUUGCUUGGGAUGAAUGUAUAUAUCAUUUAUCUUCUAUCUAUUUCAACUGAUUCAGCUCCAGAGCCAAAAGUGUAGGGGCGAUGUCACAAAUACAUAUGUGUGUGUGCAUGUGCGUUCAUAGGUCCGUGUGCGUGCGUGCGUUCGUGUGCGUUUUCCCACUCUGAUAUAGCCAUGCUGAACCAUUCCAUUUCACACCACAGAGUGAAGUCACUGACACACACUUCCAGCAUAUGAGUUGUGAUGUCAGGCCUGGCAUCAUGGCCAAUAGCUCAAGCAAAACCCCUAUCAGCAUUACCCGGUGGAUCCCUUUCUACUGUCUCCAUCGGGGUGAUGCCAUUUAAAUGGCCCAUGUCAAUGCCUUCCGUCAGUAGCUGUACUCCAUCUAGCCUCAAGCCUGUUGGUUGCUCUCACCAUCAGCUAGACAGUCCUUGCUCCCCCUCAGGACCCCUUCCUCCACCAGGCCUUGGUCCAGUCAGAAAAUAGGCACUUAAUAAAUUGGUCUGAUCUUCAUCAUUCCAAGCCAUUAAGGAGCCAUCUGGGGCUCAGCAGAGUUAUGUGCUGUAAUGUAUAUGCACCGAGGGGAGAGAGAGUAGUGUGUGUGUGUGUGUGUGUGUGUGUGUGUGUGUGUGUGUGUGUGUGUGUGUGUGUGUGUGUGUGUGUGUGUGUGUGUGUGUGUGUGUGUGUGUGUGCCCAUCAGCAUCACACCAUAAAACUACUGUAUCAAGAACACUGGGGGCAGGCAGCCAGAGGACGGCCAGUGGACAUCUAAAAGAGAAUAACUCCACACUAGUCAAAGCCACCCUGCUCACACACACAGCAUUAUUCCCUGCACAGCUAGCCCUUCUCUGUCGGCGCCAAGUUAACGCAACAUAACACGUUUCUCUUCUUUUGUGUGGCUGUUCUGUUGUCCUUUUUCAUGUUCUUGAGGGUGAAGAGUUGAGUGGUGGAUAUCGAUGUCAUCCCUCGAGCAAAAGAUGCCAACGUAUGGUCCGCGACGGAGAGCGCUCUCCCUGUUGGAGUCGGAGUCAUGUCACCCAGACUCUGACUUAGCAGUCAGCAGAAGUUCUAUAGGUAGUCUUCUGUUCUGUUCUCUGUAGUUCAUAUAAGCCUUCGUUGCUGCGUCUAAUUGAAGAUGCAAACAGCCAUACUGUCUCUCACUCCACCCGUAACUUCUCCUUCAUGUGACUUCAAUUUCUAUGACUGUACUGUUACCUUUUCAAUAUAAAGUGUGAGGGAAAUAUAAAGUGUUAGGGAAAUAUAAAGUGUGAGGGAAAUAGAAUGUGUGAGGGAAAUAGAAUGUGUGAGGGAAAUAUAAAGUGUGAGGGAAAUAUAAAGUGUGAGGGAAAUAUAAAGUGUGAGGGAAAUAGAAUGUGUGAGGGAAAUAUAAAGUGUGAGGGAAAUAGAAUGUGUGAGGGAAAUAGAAUGUGUGAGGGAAAUAUAAAGUGUGAGGGAAAUAUAAAGUGUGAGGGAAAUAUAAAGUGUGAGGGAAAUAGAAUGUGUGAGGGAAAUAUAAAGUGUGAGGGAAAUAUAAAGUGUGAGGGAAAUAUAAAGUCUUAGGGAAAACAUAAGAACGGAUAAAAAAAAUAAUAAUUUUUGUUUUAUAUAAUAAUAAUAAUAAUUUGUUUUAGCUAAUCAUUUAAGCUAUUUGCUUCUUGCCUCUAUCAAUGUUACUGUAUGUGGCAUGGUAUAGAGCACAGAGUAAGACUCCACAAACAUGUAUUUCUCCUCCACCUGUGUUUUGUAGCAGCAACGUGGAAGAGAUGGGAGGGGUAAGAAAGUUGAGAAUGCCCUAAAAUGAUUGAUGUCUCACUCUUUUUGAAACUUAAUGUGCAGCGACUCAUUGUACUGUACUGUACGCUUCAGAGUUCUAAGCACUGAGGGAAAACGAAACAAAAAUGCUUGUUUUCUUUCACGUCUCAUAGGAACUCAGACAGAGGAAGAUGCUAUUUCUUAUGCCUGCCUUGUAGACAUGGGCUUUGGUCAAAAGGAGUGCACUAUAUAGGAAAGAGUGUGACAUUUGGGACCAAACCCAGUAGGUGUGCUCUUCAGCCACGUCUUCCCUCCUCCCUCCACUGCCCCCACUCAGAGAUGGCCAGUGGCUGGCUCAGCUGGAAGAUGAUUGGCUUAGUUAGAGGAGGAUAGCUUGAUGACACACUGAGGAGGCAUACAGCCCGCCCAACUGGUGGAUUAUGGCCGCGUUACUGGCUGACCACAUUGCAGACACACCCAUGUCAAAUCUCACAACACCUGGAUAGGUGUUUAACAAAUCAGCAAACAACAUCAUAUGAUACAGCAGCAAUCUGAUGCCCGACUGUACGGUCGAUGGCCUGGCACACAACCAUUGGUUGAUGCAACGCAAUGUCUGCAAUGUAGUCGGCCUGGAACGUGACAAUUAUGUUUUGGGGAGGGGAAGGAAAACCCCAUGAUUGACGUUUAGUUGCAUUAAGAAAUCCACAGCCUUUUGUAUGUCUGUUUUAUUAGAUAGCAAGUAGUCUAAACUGAAUUAUAAUCUAUGAGUCAUUUAAGAUAAUGUGACAAUUUGUUUCUUUUGGAGCAUUGACUCUCAAUGCAUUUUAUGAGGUAGAUCAAUGUAGAUAUCAACAAUAAAAUACACACUGUAUAUCUCUACUGGUGAUAAAUGAUUUGAAAUGACCAACAUCGAAAGCAAAUAUGUGUAUUGAGCCUUUCAUUGUACUUUACCCUCAUGGUAUUGGGAAGGAGAAAAUGCCUUUUUGAGUAAAGUUGGCUGUUAAGUCUACUGAGAGAAACGAUGUACACAACUGACAUUGACUUGUACAUAAUGGGUUUUAAAGCAUAUUUUCCAGUAAAAUGUUCUGUUGAAAUUUAAA